AUGCUAAAAGCUUACAAACAACUGAUCAAAUACACAACUAACCCCAGGUCGGUCCUUGCCUACCCACUCCUUUUCACCGUUUCAUAAUUGGAUAACCCCCUGAAAGCUCUUCUGAAUCACUCCACCCCCUCUCCCGUUUUUCCCAUUUAUAGCCUCCCUCUCUGAUUCCUAGCCUCCCUCAUUUCUACAAGUUGUCGGCCCCGUGUGGCCACUGUUUUCUGCGUCUCUCCUCCUGGCUAUUAGUGUCCGUUUCGUCAUCGUAGCCUACAACCGAGACCUGUUUGCCAGCGGAGAUUAGCCUGGCGAUCCCUCUCUUUUCGCACCCCCGACCAACCUCAUUCCAGCCUCAUUCCAGCCUGAUUCUCAUGGGAGGCUUCUUCUCGAAACACCACCAUUUGACCCCGGUGCACGAUGCCACGUGUGGACCCGUCAAAGGAGUCGGAUACGAUCAGGUACCACAUGAUUCUCGUGCAGAUUCUGAUCGGACAGUUACAGGAGGACGGCUCGGUGGUCGAUGGAUUCCUGGGAGUUCCGUAUGCGGAACCGCCCGUCGGGCCGUUGAGAUUCCAAAAGCCGGUGGCCCACAGAAGAUGGGAAGAGCCCCUUGAAUGCAUCAAGUUCGGUCCCAGAUGUCCGCAGAACGACGAGCUCCUCGGACAGGUAACAUCCUUCUCCUCUGAUUUUUGAUGUCUUCAUCUAUUUUUGUUUAUUAUUAUUAUUUCAGUUCGUGAACACAGUGGGCAAAAGUGAGGAUGAUUGUCUCACUCUCAACGUUUUCACUCCAAAGUGGGAAUCGGAAGAUUGGGUAAGUGCCCCCUUCACCCUCUUCAUUCUCUUUUAAACUUUCUUCAGCCGGACGGCUUUCCCGUCAUGGUCUUCAUCCACGGCGGCGGAUUCGCAGUUCAUUCGAGCAGCAACUACGGCUGCGCGACGAUCGCUCGUAAUCUGUGCACGAAGGAAGUCGUCGUGGUGACCGUCAACUACAGACUGGGGGUGCUCGGAUUCUUCACAACGGGAGAUGAUGUCUGCAGAGGGAACAUGGGACUGUGGGAUCAGACGGCGGCGCUUCAGUGGGUUCAGAAACACAUCCGAAGCUUCCGAGGGGACCCGAACAACGUGACGAUUUUCGGGCAGAGUGCGGGCGGCGCUUCCGUCGAUCUGCUGUGUCUGUCUCCGCACUCGAGAGAUCUAUUCCGAAGGGCCAUUCCGAUGGCCGGGAACGGAGAAUGCGAUUUCGCAGUUCGAACGAGCCAGCAGCAGGCUCAACUGUCAAGAGAGUUUGCGAGAUAUCUCGGAUGGGAAGGAGACGGUGAGGGAGAGACGGAGAAGGAGAAGAAGGAAAAGAAGGUUUCAGACGAAGACUCGGAAGAUCUGCUCCGUUUCAUUGAUGAACAGCCUUUGUACAAAAUCGAAAUGGGCAUCAAUCCGAGGAGAGGAUUCAAACAUUCUCAGGCGGGAAGUCUCUAUUUCGUGCCCAACUUUGACGGUGAGUUCUUCCCGAAACCAUUGUCCGAAUUGCGAAGAGAAGUGCCGAAAAAGCAGUUGAUGACUGGAACAACAAAGCACGAAGGACUCUUUUUCAGUAAGCGCAUUCCUUCUCUUUCUCUCGAUUAACCCUCUUCUUCCUUUUUACAGUUGCUCUCGGAGCGCUCUCCCGCAAUCCAGAAGGAAUCAAGAAGUUCAUGGCACGAAUCUUCAAAGAAUGCGACUACGGAGCACGCGCCGACGAAGCACUUCAGAUGACCUAUGACUUCUAUUUCAAAGGUGUCCAUCCAAAAGAUAACGAGAAAAACAUAGAACAGAUUGUGAAGGUAAUGAAUCAUUUCUUCUUUUCCUCGUGUCAUCCGAUUCGUUUUCAGUUCAUCGGAGACUAUUCCAUCAACUACGGUACGUACAGAUUUGCGAACGGAAUGGCCGCACUGGACCACGACGUCUACUUUUACUCGUUCGAAUACCACAACCCCGGAGGAUUCGGCAUAUUCCGUUGGCUUCUUCCCUUCCUCGGUCUCUUUCGAUCUCAUUUUCUUUUGCCUCAAUUCUGAAUGCUUUUCAGCGUCCACUCAUUGCACAGAAAUGCGUUAUGUCCUAGGAAAAGGAAUUAUUUCAAAGUUUAGGCCGGACGAAAAUGACAAGAAAAUGAUCGAAGUGAUGACUACGUAUUUUACGAACUUUGCCAAGUUUGGGUGAGAAAAACAAUCUAUGAUCAGGGUCAUUAAAAUCGUUUUUCAGCAACCCGAAUGGUGAAAACGAGAAGGGAAACUGGCAGAAACAUGAUCCGGCGACCCCAUUCCGCCACUUUAAGAUCGAUCUGGAAGGAUGUGAAAUGGCGGAAGACUAUCAGGAAAGAAGGGCCGAACUGUGGGACAAGCUGAGGGCGAUGAAUGUGAGCAGGGCCCAGCUCUGA
Messenger RNA from Caenorhabditis sp. 36 PRJEB53466, 2404 nucleotides. NCBI's taxonomy places the organism in Eukaryota, Metazoa, Nematoda, Chromadorea, Rhabditida, Rhabditidae. The record is from the annotation of a GenBank genome assembly.